GUGAAUGCAGCGAGGUUUGAUUAGUAUUCAUUGAUUUUUAUCUCCGACAUGGCGAGAUAAUCGGCAUCUCUUCCUUUUCCCACAUCCCCGUGUUCCGAGUUCUUUUCUUUUUUCUCUUUGAUUUCAGUCUUGUUUUUGUUUUAUUUCCUUCUUCGCUAUUCUUAUUUUUAUACCCACUGUCUUUUCAGGGAGACCUCUUCUCUUCAUUCCUUCCCCCAUCGAUGCACGCCUCCCUUCACCAACGCCUCAAGGCGACCCCGCUGUCUGUUGCGAUGCCGGCCUCCAUCCACGACGAAUACCCCGCGGGGCCAUUGACCCCUCCUGACAUGCCAGUAGGCGCUCCAAAUGGAUCUACCGAAGAUGCCGCCUCUUCUCUCCUGACGGCGAUCCAUGUGCUUUCGACGGAGCGUGCGGCGUUGGCUCACCUCGAGCGACUCUAUCAGACCGACGGCCUUGCGCAGGAGAACCUGGUGCGUGCGGUGGACAAGAUCGUGCGGACUAUACAGAAUGGAGGGAAGUUGGUGUUUUGUGGCGUGGGGAAGAGUGGCAAGAUUGCGAGGAAGAUUGAGGCGACGAUGAAUAGCUUGGGCAUUUUCAGUAUGUUCUUGCACCCGACAGAGGCGUUGCAUGGGGAUUUGGGGGUUAUUCGUGAGAAAGAUACCCUGCUCUUGAUUUCGUUUUCUGGUCGCACCCAGGAACUUCUGCUGUUCCUCCCUCAUAUCCCUCCCACGGUCCCCAUUAUCGCAAUCACUUCGCAUACGCACCCGUCAGCCUGUCCGCUCAUCUCGUUCCAGUCUCCGGACAUGGCGAUAUCCCUCCCUGCUCCGAUCCACGAAGACGAAGAGUCCUCCUUUGGCCUGAGUGCCCCAACCUCGUCCACAACUGUGGCCCUCGCCCUGGGUGAUGCCCUAGCCCUGGCAACGGCGCAGCGACUGCAUAAAUCCCCAGACCGCGGCCCUGCCGAGGUCUUCAAAAGUUUCCAUCCCGGCGGUGCCAUUGGCGCGGCGACGGCUGCUGCUGCGACUGCCGCGACGACUCCUAUGAGCAUGCUGUCUACGUCUCCCUUGAAUUCCACGUCGUCGGAUUAUCUGCAGUCUCGUCCGUUGGAUGAUGGGUCGCAGACGCAGCAGAAGCAAGAUCUCAUUUCGAACCGUUUUGUUCCUUUCCAUAAGAUACCUAAUGUAUCUGGCCAUGGCACCCGUCUCCUCGAUAUCCUUCUUACCGCCGUUCAGAACCCAGAUGCUAAAUCCUGGGUUUCUAUCUCACAUUCCACAUCAUCUACUGCCUCGACAUCUCUCGUCAUCCCUCGUCACCUCCGCUCCCUCACAACCACUCACAACGUGGACAUGACUCUCUCUUCAAUUUCCACCUCUGGCAUCUCUGUCUCUGUCCCGCAGGACCAGUUCUUCUGCGUGCCUGCUUCGAGUACCCUGAACGAAGUACGCAGACUCGUCAGCGACAACGAUCAGGUUUCAGUGAUCGCUGGGGUCGACGAGUCAAAUCCAGACAUAAUUCUGGGAGUCAUGGAGGUGGAGGAAUUGUGGAGUGAUUGAUUUUUUUUCUUCACUUUCACAUAUCUUCAUCGAUCCCUCACUUCUCUUUCUUCAUUUUUUUCUAUUUUAGCAUCUAUCGAUCUUCUGUCACCUAUUUUUUUCUUUUCUUUUCUUUUCUUUUCUUUUUUUUUUUUUGGGAUUUAUCUUUCGUGACCUUUAUCCAUAC
This is a messenger RNA of Aspergillus ruber CBS 135680, 1719 nucleotides long. RefSeq names its product sugar isomerase. Gene Ontology annotation, biological process: carbohydrate derivative metabolic process. Gene Ontology annotation, molecular function: carbohydrate derivative binding. The coding region runs from base 222 to 1553 and encodes 443 amino acids. The transcript is spliced from 2 exons. NCBI's taxonomy places the organism in Eukaryota, Fungi, Ascomycota, Eurotiomycetes, Eurotiales, Aspergillaceae. The record is from RefSeq and is a predicted model, not a curated record.